AUGGACUUCACCUUCCACCCAGGCGUUAAUGGCUCAUCCCCCUGGGUCGAAUUCUACCCCUACAACCCCUCCCUGACAGCCGGAUACGCCUUCAUGGCCAUCUUCGGCCUCGCAACCCUCGCACACAUUGUGCUCAUGUUCCCAUACAAGGCGGCAUACUUCAUCCCCUUCGUCCUCGGCGGAAUAUGCGAAACAUUCGGCUACCACGGCCGCGCACGCUCCCACAACGCCCGGACGGGAAUCGGGCCCUGGGCUCAACAGCAGAUGCUGCUCCUCUGCGCACCACCGCUCCUAGCCGCAAGCGUAUACAUGACCCUGUCACGGAUAAUCACCGCCCUAGACGCCGAGCACCACUCGCCGAUCCGGCCAAAGCGGCUGACGGUAUUGUUCGUGCUGAACGACGUAAUCUGUCUAUUGACGCAGCUUGUCGGCGCCGGGUUGCAAGUCACGGGAGAUGCGCAUGUCAUUGAUAUUGGAAUCAAGGCGGUCCUCGCGGGACUGGUGUUUACGCUUGUUGUGUUUAUUGGGUUUGUGGCGAUUGGGAUCACGUUUCAGCGGAGGCUGGCGGCUUAUCCGACGAGGGUUUCUGGGGAGCUGGAUGGGAUGGGGUUUGGGUGGAGGGGGUACAUGUGGUGUCUUUAUGUGGUGUGUGGAUGUAUGAUUGUGAGGAAUUUGGUGAGGACGGUGGAGUUUGGGGCGCCCAAGGGAGCGGAUGUGCGUGAGCGCGAAGUGUAUAUUUAUGUUUUUGAUGGGGCGUUGAUGGCGGUUCUGAUGGGGGUUUGGAUUAUUUGGCACCCGGGGAGAUUGGUGAAGAGGGCUAGAAGUGUGAAGAGGGGGGUUGAUGGGGAUUUGGAGCUUUUGGGAAAUAAAUAG
Aspergillus puulaauensis is the source of this 873-nucleotide messenger RNA. RefSeq names its product RTA1 domain-containing protein. The transcript is spliced from 2 exons. The record is from RefSeq and is a predicted model, not a curated record. Lineage: Eukaryota; Fungi; Ascomycota; Eurotiomycetes; Eurotiales; Aspergillaceae. Bases 1 to 873 code for a protein of 290 amino acids. Gene Ontology annotation, cellular component: membrane.